UGAGCCCCAUCACGUGAUCCGGAGGCUGCGGCAGAUAAAUCUGGAGGCAGCAGAGCUGUGUGUGAGUCCGGACUCCCCAGGAAUCUGCAGCCAUGGCGGGGGCCAUCAUAGAGAACAUGAGCACCAAGAAGCUGUGCCUGGUGGGGGGCAUACUCCUCGUCUUCCAAGUGCUGGCGUUCCUGGUCGGGGGGCUGAUCGCACCAAAGCCGACAUCUUCCUACAACUUCUUAGCCAUGAAGUGUGUCGACAUACGGAAAGGUCACCACAGUGCCUCCAAAUGGCUGCUUCCGUGGGGAAGGGAGCGCUGCGACAGCAUCCGAAGCUUCGAGGAGGCCGCCAGCCGGCUUAUUGAAGCCAAUGACAUCGUCUUCUCUGUGCACAUCCCGUUCCAGGGCCAAGAGAUGAGUCCUUGGUUCCAGUUCAUGCUCAUCAUCCUGCAGCUGGACAUCGCCUUCAAGCUAAACAACUACGUUGAGGAAAAUGCAAUGGUGACUCUCGAUGUGGCCAUGGCAUAUCGAAAUGAGAUAAACGAACCGUGGACUGAGAUUGCGCGUUCCGUAGAACAAAGGAAACUACAGUGCACGUUCCAGGCUGCUAAGACCGCAGACAACCAGGGCCGCUUUUACGAGUGCGACGUCCUGCCCCUCAUCGAGCUGGGGAAUGUGGCGCAUAAAUAUUACCUGGUCAACAUCCGCCUUCCCGUGAACGAGAGGAAGAAGAUAAACGUGGGCAUCGGGGAGAUCAAUGACCUGCAUUUAGUGACCAUCUUCCAGAACGGAGGCUUUACCAAAGUGUGGUUUGCUAUGAAGACGUUCCUGACCCCGAGCAUAUUGAUCAUUAUGAUCUGGUACUGGAGGAGGAUAACCAUGAUGACUCGGCCCCCAGUCUUACUGGAAAAGGUUAUCUUCGCCAUGGGGAUCUCCAUGACCUUCAUUAACAUUCCAGUUGAAUGGUUCUCCAUUGGAUAUAACUGGACCUGGAUGCUGCUGUUUGGAGAUAUCCGCCAAGGGAUCUUUUACGUGAUGCUGCUGUCCUUCUGGAUCAUCUUCUGUGGUGAACACAUGAUGGACCAGUCUGAAAGGAAUCGUAUAUCUGUCUACUGGAAGCAGGUUGUCCCCAUCGCUUUUGGCUCCUGUUGUCUCUUCAUCUUUGAUAUGUGUGAAAGGGGGGUGCAGCUGAAGAACCCAUUCUAUAGCAUUUGGACCACAGAUGUAGGCGCAGAGCUUGCUAUGGCUUUCAUUAUAGUGGCUGGGAUCUGCGCCUGCCUGUACUUCUUAUUCCUGUGCUUCAUGGUGUAUCAGGUCUUUAGGAACAUCGGCGGGAAGCGGUCCAGUUUACCGGCAAUGAGCAAGGCCCGCAGGCUGCACUAUGAGGGGCUGAUAUUUAGGUUCAAGUUCCUGAUGAUCAUCACCCUGGCCUGCGCCGCGCUGACAACUGUGUUCUUCAUCACUACCCAGGUAUCUGAAGGGAACUGGAAAUGGGGCGACUACAAUAUAGAACUGAACAGCGCUUUCUUCACCGGCAUCUAUGGCAUGUGGAACCUCUACGUCUUCGCUCUCAUGUUCCUGUACGCGCCGUCCCACAAGAACUACGGAGAUGAUCAAACAAGUGGUGGAGCUGCCGUGAGUAGCGCUGAGGAGCUUCAGCUGACGACGACAAUCACCCAUGCGGAUGGACCCACAGAACUCUACCGGCUGGCGGGCAAAGAGGCCCAGGAAUAACCCAACCCCCCCCCACAUGCGUUGAUAGGGCAGGCUCCAUGUAGACAUUUUCUAGUUUUAAUAUCCCACUAUUAAAAUGUUGCAUCCGAUAGCCUUCCUUACAUUUCUCCUAUUUAUAGCUGGAUUUCUCGCUUAGAGGAGUGGCAGAACAUUUAUUGUAAUGUAGCCUUUUUUUUAUAAAUAUAUAUAUAUUAUGUUGGUGCGGAGUGCUCACUUACACUGGUGGAUUUACUACUAUUUUUAUUUUUUGUUGCUGCUGAAUUUGUCCAUCAGACCCCGGUAUUGCAUUUGCUCUGGGUUUCAUUAUUACUAUUAUGAUUAUUUUUAUUUUUUUAUAUAGUGAAGGAGCAAUUCACUGGGAACAAUACUCACGAUUUUACAAGCGUAUACUGCCUCGUGUUCUUAAGCAAUAUCUGAUAAGCAAUAAAACAUUCUUUUUGUAUUUUUA
Messenger RNA from Hyla sarda, 2169 nucleotides. RefSeq names its product Wnt ligand secretion mediator (gene WLS). Gene Ontology annotation, biological process: intracellular protein transport; Wnt protein secretion; Wnt signaling pathway. Bases 93 to 1721 code for a protein of 542 amino acids. Gene Ontology annotation, molecular function: Wnt-protein binding. NCBI's taxonomy places the organism in Eukaryota, Metazoa, Chordata, Amphibia, Anura, Hylidae. Gene Ontology annotation, cellular component: endomembrane system; organelle membrane. The record is from RefSeq and is a predicted model, not a curated record. The transcript is spliced from 12 exons.